AUGGCCUCAACCGGAGUUUCCCGUAGGUCCUCCAUCAUGGCGUCCCGGCUGAGCGCGUCAGCGGAGGCCAUGCGCGCGAGCGAGGGGGGGAAGCAGCGACACGCCGUCGUGGGGCGGCGGGUGGAGUACGACGAGGAGUCUCUGGCCGGCGAACCCCAGUACGACGUGUUCAUCAACCACCGCGGCGUGGACACGAAGCGGACGGUGGCGCGCCUGCUCUACGACCGCCUCGCGCAGAGCGGCAUCCGCGGCUUCCUGGACAACAUGUCGAUGCGGCCGGGCGACCGGCUCAGGGAGACGAUCAGCGCCGGAAUCAGCGAAUGCAGCGUCGCCGUGGCCAUCUUCUCCCCGAGCUACUUCGACUCGGAGUACUGCCUGUGGGAGCUCGCCACGCUCGUAGAGUCACGCAAGACCAUCAUCCCCAUCUUCUACAACAUCAAGCCCUCCGACCUCGUGCUCCCCGAGGCCCUCGCCGCCUCCGACGACUACCUCCCGCAAGACGUGGAGCGCUACAAGUACGCGCUCCGCGAGGCCAAGAACACCGUCGGCCUCACCUACGACUCGGCCACAGGGGACAUAGCCGAGCUGGUGUCAGCGGCAGCCGACGCGGUGCUGUACCACAUGGAAAAAAUGGAGAGAGUGCAGAGGAGGGAAACGAUCGUUUCAAGGCUCUAA
Molecule: messenger RNA, 675 nt
Organism: Triticum turgidum subsp. durum (durum wheat)
Lineage: Eukaryota; Viridiplantae; Streptophyta; Magnoliopsida; Poales; Poaceae
Source: the annotation of a GenBank genome assembly